GAGUGAGUGAGAGAGAGAGAUAGAGAGAGAGAGAGAGAGGGAGCAGGUUUGUUGAAGGGCUUCGCUCUCAUUACAGACUGGAAACGUGCGACAACACAGGCGGAGCGCGUGAGAGUCUUUGUCUAAGGUGUUGCGGUACAGCCCUUUGCUUUGAUCCGGUUUAUGGUGAGAGCGCUGGCUACAGUGUUGCUGUGACUGAAGCUUGCACAAUGUUUUAAGGCUUUAGGUUUACGCCUUCUCCUCCUCUAUUGUCUGUGUUGAUGAAACAAGCUGAAUCUCACUUGAGAGAAGGACAGGAAGAGCUGCUCGGCUGACUGUUGCAUGGUUUUGACUCGAACCUGAAACCUGAAGACGAAUUAUUAGGAGAAAAAUCUGGAAAACAUCCUAAUUUACUAUUCAUCAGUCAUCAGUGAGGGCUGCAAAACUCAACUCAGCAAGCAGGUUCUGGACGCAUUUGAUGGUGGAUGGUGUGGCUUCAGCGCUGAUGGUGUUUCUCCACCUGCUGGGACGCUGAGAGGAUCUUCUCCUUCCCUCUCUCCCUCUUUCCUUCUGUCCUUUCACCCACUUCAACAUGUCUGCUGUACAGACGAUCUGGCCUCCAGGCACGGAGUGUGUGGCCAGGUACAACUUCCAAGGCACGACCGAUCAGGAUCUGCCCCUGUGUAAAGGAGAUGUCCUCACCAUUAUAGGAGUCACUAAGGACCCAAACUGGUACAAAGCCAAAAACACAGUGGGGCGAGAGGGGACCAUCCCAGCAAACUACGUCCAGAAGCGUGAAGGGGUGAAGUCCGGCGGGAAGCUCAGCCUCAUGCCAUGGUUCCAUGGUAAGAUAACGCGUGACCAGGCCGAGAGAUUGCUCUACCCGCCUGAGACAGGGCUGUUUCUGGUGCGUGAGAGCACCAACUACCCCGGAGACUACACGCUCUGUGUGAGCUCUGAAGGCAAAGUGGAGCACUAUCGCAUCAUCUACCACAACGGAAAACUCACCAUCGAUGAGGAGGUGUACUUUGAGAACCUCAUGCAGCUCGUUGAGCACUACACAAAAGAUGCAGAUGGACUUUGCACCAGGCUCAUCAAACCCAAACUCAUGGAGGGAACCGUGGCAGCGCAGGAUGAGUUCUCUAGAAGUGGAUGGGCACUCAACCUCAAGGAACUGAAACUCAUACAAACUAUUGGAAAGGGUGAAUUUGGAGAUGUCAUGGUGGGGGAUUACAGAGGCACUAAAGUAGCUGUGAAAUGCAUCAAACAUGACGCUACAGCACAGGCCUUCAUCGCAGAGGCCUCGGUCAUGACGCAGCUGCGACACAAUAACCUGGUGCAGCUGUUGGGCGUGAUUGUGGAAGAGAAAGGCAGCUUGUUCAUUGUCACGGAGUACAUGGCUAAGGGAAGCCUGGUGGACUAUCUCCGCUCCAGAGGACGCACUGUUAUUGGAGGAGACUGUUUGCUCAAGUUCUCCAUGGACGUGUGCGAGGCCAUGGCAUAUCUGGAGUCUAAUAACUUCGUCCAUAGAGAUCUGGCAGCUAGGAAUGUUUUAGUCUCCGAUGACAACAUCGCUAAAGUCAGUGAUUUCGGUUUGACCAAGGAGGCAUCGUCCACUCAGGACACGGCUAAGCUGCCCAUCAAAUGGACGUCCCCUGAAGCCCUGAGAGAAAAGAAAUUCUCCACCAAGUCGGAUGUAUGGAGUUAUGGAAUAUUGCUCUGGGAGAUCUAUUCCUUUGGUCGCGUACCGUAUCCGAGAAUUCCUCUGAAAGACGUGGUGCCACGCGUGGAAAAGGGCUACAAGAUGGACGCCCCGGACGGCUGUCCUCCUGCUGUGUACGACAUCAUGAAGCAGUGCUGGACUUUGGAGCCGGUGAUGCGGCCCAGCUUCGACACACUGAGAGAGAACCUGCAGCUCAUCCAAGAUAAAGAGCUGUACCUGUGAGAGCAAGGACACCGAGACGGACUCUCCCUGUGAGAGGAAGAGAGAGAGCGAGAGGGCGCACGGAGGACUGUACAGAACUGUACACACACACACAUACACACUCUCAGAACAGCACUCCAUUAUCACACACUUGAAAAAGAAGAGUCGAAUAUGGAAAAUAUAAUUAUGGCCAAAUUGUUUUACCGAUCCUCACCUUUUUUUUAAAAUUUGUUCCUUUCUUUUGCUGUGCCUUCAUGAUUUGUUUUAUAGAAUCGGAGAGGCGGGCCUUCUCUUUUGUAUUUUUUUUUUAAAUAAUUUAAGUCUCCAGCUUCUUUUGACCUUUUCGUCUUUAUCUUUCAGUCACUGUCUUACCGUCUCCCCUCUUUGCUAAAUCAUGCUCACACAGCGCAGCGUCAUACAGACUGGUUCCUCUUUAAGCUGUGUGUUCACAUGACCGUGGAUUUGUGUGGAUGUGCAAGUGUUCGUUUGUGUGUCCUCCUCUGUGGAACUUGUGUUUCUGGAGCACUGGACUCUUCCCUGCCCUUGAGCUGUUGCUGUUAGAGUUUUAUUCAGUGUCCACACCUUAAUUUUAAUGUCUUUUUAUUUGGUUAAAAAAAAAAAAUGGGACUCUCUUUCUUAACCCUGGAAAAGACUGAACUUGAAGCAUGUGUGAAUUCACAUUGGGGAAAUGGGAAGGGGUCAGGGGGUGGUGGGUGCUUGGGGGGGUGGUAUGGGAAGAGAGAUUUGCUGAUUUAUGUUUUUGAUCCAUGGAAAAAAAAAAAGCAUUUUGUAUGCAAAGUGUAAGAAGAUGAUGAAAGAAAAUAUAAAGUUGUCUGCUUGUA
Neoarius graeffei (lesser salmon catfish) is the source of this 2745-nucleotide messenger RNA. RefSeq names its product C-terminal Src kinase (gene csk). Gene Ontology annotation, molecular function: protein binding; ATP binding; protein tyrosine kinase activity. The record is from RefSeq and is a predicted model, not a curated record. NCBI's taxonomy places the organism in Eukaryota, Metazoa, Chordata, Actinopteri, Siluriformes, Ariidae. Gene Ontology annotation, biological process: adherens junction organization; regulation of Fc receptor mediated stimulatory signaling pathway; protein phosphorylation. The transcript has 13 exons. The coding region runs from base 572 to 1924 and encodes 450 amino acids.